Messenger RNA from Aspergillus candidus, 385 nucleotides. RefSeq lists its product as uncharacterized. The record is from RefSeq and is a predicted model, not a curated record. Lineage: Eukaryota; Fungi; Ascomycota; Eurotiomycetes; Eurotiales; Aspergillaceae. Bases 71 to 313 code for a protein of 80 amino acids. The transcript has a single exon.
CCCUCAUCAUGCUCUUCAAAUACAGUAUGCUGCAACCACACCGCACCUCCAUCCUUCACUAGAACCCUAUAUGUGUACGUAUAUCUACGCAUAUGUCCACAUCACUCAUCAAUCAGAGCCAUCCACCUGCGCGUGCUUCGCUAGCUGCCUUGAGCUGCAGGGACGGACGCCAUUGUCUUGUCUCGUGCGUGGACGGUGGUGGUGGCACGUGCGUUUUUCUUCCUACUCGUUUAUCUAUCUAGGUACUUACCUACAUUAUCUACUUAUCUAUUCACCUAGGUGCGAGAGUACUUCCUCGACCCUCCUUGCUUGAUAAAGUAGUCGUGGUAAGCCUGGGAACCGGUGUGUUAAAGAUCUGUGCUAUUAUAUCUAGCAGGGGUUAGGC